AUGGCUCCCCUCAACCGCAUCAUCAUCGACACGGAUCCUGGUGUCGAUGACAUCCUAGCCAUCCUUUUGGCUCUUGCAGCUAAGCCAGAUGAGCUGGAGAUCCUGUUGCUGUCUAUCACCUACGGAAACGUCGAGGUGGAAAGCUGCCUCCGCAAUGCCGUUGCCCUCUUCCAUGUCAUCGAGAAAGAGAGAGAAUGGCGAAGAGCUCGUGGCCAGCUCGAGGGUUUCGAAGCCAUGAUCGAGUCAAAGCCUCUUGUGGCUAUAGGACCCGAGCAUCCCUUGGAGGAGACCAUUCUGAUGGCAGAUUACUUCCACGGCGCUGAUGGCUUGGCUGGCGUCCAUACUUCGCACCCUCACCUAUCUCCAUCCGAAACCUGGAAGACUCUGUUCCAACCUCUUCAGGCCGGUGCCACCGCGGAAGAGGUAGCAGCGGCUAGAGAGCUUGCAACUCCAUCCUCUUCAUUCCGAGCUUCUCAGCUCCCCGCUCACAAGGAAAUUCUUCGCCUCCUGCAGGAGAACCCUCGUGAUACCAUCACCAUCGUUGCUGUUGGACCAUUGACCAACCUGGCUUUGGCAGCAGCUGAAGAUACUGAGACUUUCCUGAGGGUCAAGGAAGUCGUUGUGAUGGGCGGUGCAAUUGAUUGUUCGGGUAACAUCACUCCUGUUGCCGAGUUCAACACUUUCGCCGAUGCUGUGGCUUCUGCCCGUGUAUUCGCUCUCACUUCUCAGAUUCCGGCUUCGACCAUGCCGCCAGUACCGAAGGGCAUCCAGUCACUGCCUCCGUACCCAAAGAAUCUCUCAAGACAACUUAAUCUAACUCUGUUCCCGCUUGACGUUACGACUCCCCACGCACUUCAUCGAUCUCUCGUCUCGGCUAAACUGAACCCUUUAAUCAAGGCUGGCAGUCCUCUUGCAGAGUGGACAUCUGCAUUCGUGCACAAGACACUUGACAAUAUCGAGAGUCGGACCGUAAAGCAAGCAGACCCAGGACUUGAACUGCAUGAUCCCUUGUGCAUCUGGUACAUGCUCACCCGCUCUGCUCCCUCCUGGAUGUCAGCACCCAAGGCCCCUGAAGACAUCCGAAUUGAGGUAUCAGGCCAGUGGACUCGGGGAAUGCAUUUGGUAGAUCGAAGACAGAGAAAGAAAGGCAAGGCUUCCUCCCAAAAAAUCAAGAAUCCAGGAGCGAUUGACAUUAUGAAUCCCAUGGAGACAUUGACCCCUACACAUCCUGACGAAAGUAAGGAUGAGGAUGCGCCAGGCGACCAUCACAGCUGGCUCCACCCGGAUAAGGGAAACAGAAUCAACAGAAUCGUUUCCUCACCCGGAGAGGAUGCCUUUGGACCUUACCUUCUGGAGCGCAUCUUCGGAUAG
Molecule: messenger RNA, 1371 nt
Organism: Drepanopeziza brunnea f. sp. 'multigermtubi' MB_m1
Lineage: Eukaryota; Fungi; Ascomycota; Leotiomycetes; Helotiales; Drepanopezizaceae
Biological process (GO): purine nucleoside catabolic process
Cellular component (GO): cytosol
Molecular function (GO): purine nucleosidase activity
Source: RefSeq, a predicted model, not a curated record